Messenger RNA from Blepharisma stoltei, 357 nucleotides. NCBI's taxonomy places the organism in Eukaryota, Ciliophora, Heterotrichea, Heterotrichida, Blepharismidae. The record is from the annotation of a GenBank genome assembly.
AUGCAAUGCUUCAUGAAGCAUUGCCUCCUUGUUGCCUCAUCCUUCAGCUGAGUAGAAAAAACUUUUAUAGAUAAACCAGAUGGAGAAAGGAGAUUUGGCCACAAAGAUGAAGAAUACUUUGAUUGAUACUACGUUAUCAUAAAUUUUAAAUGCCCCAUUUAUCAAUGAAACUCUUAUGUUUCUGCUGGAUGUUAUACUUUUCCGUUUUGCUUUGUGCUACCUUAUAACAACCAUCAGUAUGCAAGGGCAAGUAUUGAAUACAAAAUUAAAUCAAAAUUUAUACUCCCAAGCGGCAAAAGAUUAAAGGAUAAGGCUGAUAUUUAUAUUUUUGAGAAAAUCCAAGGAAUAUUCUUUUAG